Scophthalmus maximus (turbot) is the source of this 5101-nucleotide messenger RNA. It is a transcript of the gene ntn1a, whose product is annotated as netrin 1a. Gene Ontology annotation, molecular function: protein binding. The record is from RefSeq and is a predicted model, not a curated record. The transcript has 7 exons. Bases 232 to 2061 code for a protein of 609 amino acids. Lineage: Eukaryota; Metazoa; Chordata; Actinopteri; Pleuronectiformes; Scophthalmidae.
GAGAGAUAGAGAGAGAGAGGGAGAGAGAGGGAGCCCGGCAGGAGGAGUGGGACUCUCUAUUACGACACUAGCGACUCUUAAAUCCAGCCGCUCCUCCUUUUUUACGCAGGAGAUUUGAAGAAACAAACAAGAAAACAGGAGGAGCCGUGAUUGUGGACAAAGUGUAGUCUUCCCUCGCAUCGGUGUUUCUUGACAUCUUUGUAAAUUCUCCUCAGACUCACCGGAGCACCGAUGGGACCGGACGCGAGACGCGCUGUGGACGUCGUGCUGCUCAUCCUGUCGCUGUCGAGCCGGCGCGUCCUCGGCGGCUACGGGAUGAGCCUGUUCGCGGCGCAGACCUCCCCGCCGGACCCCUGCUCCGACGAGCACGGCAACCCGCGGCGCUGCAUCCCGGACUUCGUCAACGCCGCCUUCGGCAAGGAGGUGAGGGCGAGCAGCACCUGCGGCGGGGGGGCGGCGCCCGGCCGCUACUGCGUGGCGACCUCGGCGGAGAAGGGCGACGCCAGGACCAGGAGCUGUCACACGUGCGACGCGUCGGACCCGCGGAGGCACCGUCCCCCGGCGCACCUGACGGACCUCAACAACCCGCACAACCUCACCUGCUGGCAGUCCGACAACUUCGUGCAGUACCCGCAGAACGUCACCCUGACGCUGUCCCUGGGCAAGAAGUUCGAGGUCACGUACGUGAGCCUGCAGUUCUGCUCGCCGCGGCCCGAGUCCAUGGCCAUCUUCAAGUCCAUGGACUACGGUAAGACGUGGGUGCCCUUCCAGUUCUACUCGACGCAGUGCAGGAAGAUGUACAACAAGCCCAACAGGGCCGCCAUCACCAAGCAGAACGAGCAGGAGGCCGUCUGCACGGACUCCCACACCGACAUGCACCCGCUGAGCGGCGGGCUCAUCGCCUUCAGCACGCUGGACGGCCGGCCGUCGGCGCACGACUUCGACAACUCCCCGGUGCUGCAGGACUGGGUGACGGCCACCGACAUCCGGGUGGCCUUCAGCCGGCUGCACACGUUCGGCGACGAGAACGAGGACGACUCGGAGCUGGCCCGCGACUCGUACUUCUACGCCGUGUCGGACCUGCAGGUGGGCGGCAGGUGCAAGUGCAACGGCCACGCGUCCCGCUGCGUAAAGGACAGGGACGGCGGCCUGGUGUGCGAGUGCAAGCACAACACCGCCGGGCCGGAGUGCGACAGGUGCAAGCCGUUCCACUACGACCGGCCGUGGCAGAGAGCCACCGCCCGGGAGGCCAACGAGUGUGUCGCCUGCAACUGCAACCUUCAUGCCCGAAGGUGUCGCUUCAACAUGGAGCUGUACAAGCUGUCGGGGAGGAAGAGCGGAGGGGUCUGCCUCAACUGUCGCCACAACACGGCGGGCCGCCACUGCCACUACUGCAAGGAGGGCUACUACAGGGACCUGUCCAAACCCAUCUCACACAGGAAGGCCUGCAAAGCAUGUGAUUGCCAUCCCGUGGGUGCGGCUGGCAAAACCUGUAACCAAACCACAGGACAAUGUCCCUGUAAAGACGGCGUGACUGGUAUCACGUGCAACCGCUGUGCUAAAGGCUACCAGCAGAGCCGCUCGCCCAUUGCCCCCUGCAUAAAGAUUCCAGUCGCGCCUCCCACAACCCCGUCCAGCAGCGUAGAGGAGCCAUCGGACUGCGACUCUUAUUGCAAGGCUUCGAAAGGCAAACUGAAAAUCAACAUGAAGAAGUACUGCAAGAAAGAUUACGCCGUCCAGGUGCAUAUCCUGAAGGCAGACAAAUCCGGAGAGUGGUGGAAGUUCACCGUCAACAUCAUCUCCGUCUACAAGCAGGGGGAGAGCCGCAUCCGCCGCGGGGACCAGUUCCUGUGGGUCCGCGCCAAAGACGUGGCCUGCAAGUGUCCCAAGAUCAAGCCCGGAAAGAAGUACCUGCUGCUGGGGAACGACGAGGACUCCCCCGGUCAGAGCGGCGUGGUGGCAGAUAAGGGCAGCCUGGUUAUCCAGUGGAGGGACACGUGGGCACGCAGGCUCCGGAAGUUCCAGCAGCGGGAGAAGAAAGGCAAGUGCAAGAAGCCAUAGGUGGAAAACAUUGGAGAGGAAGAGAAAUGCAAGAAAAUCUAAGCAGGUGAUUUAAGAAAAAAAAUAACAAAUCAACAAAAACAAAAUAAAAGAGACGACGAAGAGGAAGAGAUAGACGGACAGAGGACCACGGACAGAGAACAGACUUUUUAUGUUGCUGCUUUUUUGUGUAGAAGCAUGAAGAGAAUUAUUUAGGAUGAUUUGUCUUUUCUAGUGAACUUUCGUUGAAGGAGCUCACCUUGCAGAUUUGGUUUUAUGGUUUAUUUUACUUUGAGGUUUUUUCUCUCUCGUGGAUUUGCCGAAUUUGCACCUAUUACCAGUAUAUAAAGUUAUUUGUGUUUGUUUUCGUUAUCUCAGUAUGAAAUCAGUAUCUUUUAUGUUUCAAUUUUAUGGACGUUUCUGCUGGUGCAAAAAUGACACAAAAACUCCCACUUUAUAACCACUGCAAUUUUGCCUCUGCAUGGUUUACUUAUUGUAUCCGUAGCUUGUGCCAUAAACCCGACUGUUGCAGUAAUGAGCAGUACUUUUAGCUGUUAAUUUCAUUCCGAUACAAAAUUCAGGUACAUCUGCAACUGAAGAAACAAUAAAUCUGUUGCUGUUCAUGUCAAGACUUCUACAAAUUUAGUAUUUGCAGAUGACAGAGAAACAGGGAUAAAAAUCAAUACUGACUAAAACAUAUUUGACCCUGACUAAUCGUUUGGAUAUUUCUACUCUACUAUCGGCCCACAUUAGACAUCACUGGUGAAAUUUGAGUGGUUCUGAUUUUUCUUUUUUUAAACCUGCAUGGAAACGCUUUUAAUUUGCGACUGUAACGUUCAGUUCUCUGACUUGUGCCGCUGAUGUUACUAAUGUUAAAAUUAUGGAGUUUUUUUGUUUGUUUGGGUUGGAUUUAAAAUCACUGAUUUCACCUUCAGUGCUUACAGUAACUGUGGUGUUUAACUUUUGAAUUUCAGGAGUUUAUCAACCGGCUUAGAAGAGGCCAGACACACUAUAAUAAAGAUACAAUGGAAACAUCACAAAAUCAUGGGUGGAGCUAACAGGAAUAAAUAAUAACGUAAAUAAUCUCCUCAAGUGGCUACAAAACAAUUUGGCAAUAAAAAAAAACCCAAUUUCUUUGACAAUUUAGAGUGAAUAUCCUUCUUGUACUACAACAAUACGAUUGGAGCUGUGAAAGUUGCCCCAGGUAGACCCCCUGUGGAAAUUGGAAGCAACAUUGGAAUUGUUCUGGUGGAAGUUGCUGAGCUGCAGCUGCAGGUACUGGUCCUUCUGACAUCGGACAAUACCGACAAAGAAGAGUAUGUCACAAGUGCAACAAUGCAAAUGUUUGUAUCAUUCGUCUCUUUUGUGUACUGUUUUCAUACCAGCUCGUGAUAAACUCUGUAAACUAUGUGUAAAAACUGCAUCUUUAAAGACAAAGGAAGACAAAGAUCACCCCUCACCAAGGUAACACAAUGUGGAGGGCUGCCGAACACCAAAUCUGUGGAUUCACUUAAACGUAAUUGGUAAAUGUACUGAAGAGGCAUUGAGAGUGGGCAUGAUGAAAAGAAAUGAAUUUCCUUACCUCAUAUGGUGCAGAAGGUGACCCUAACGAAGAACAGAAAAAUGACAACUUGAGCGCAAAUGGCGCCUCAGAAAAAAAACACCCAAUGAUUAUUUUGAGAACACGCAAGACUCAAGUAUUUUUAUUUUAUUUUUUUUAAUCCACCGCACACUGGCACGUAUUCAUGUGGAGUAAUUCCGCCGGUACUAUGAGGUCGUAGAUAACGACCUUUUACCGUUCACACAUUCUUCGGCAGACACAAUGCACGACUGUACAUUCACACUGUGUGAAGCUGCAGUCUCCCAUUGACCUGUCACGUUGAUUCUCUGCACUUCUACGCUUGCACAGGGAGAAAUGUAGGGGUGGGGGUGGGGGGGGGAUGGUUUGCAAUCACUUGAUGCUGCUUGAUUCAAACCACAUUGUUCAUUUUUUAUUUGUAUGCAGUUCAGUUUGGAUUUCUCCAACAAAUGUGUGGUAGAAAUACUGCUCAGGUUUGUAAAAAGCCCACAGUGUGUCUGAUGUAUCAUAAAGCAGGGUUCCCGUCAGUCCGUCCCCAAACACACAACAACAACACUGAUUUUUUGAUAUUUCUGGUAUUUGUUGCUUUACAAAGUCACACCUACUAUUGCACCAUUUAAAAUGUUCCACAGCACAAUUAACUGUAAAAAAAAUAAACAUUUAAAGACUUUUAAAUGUUAACAUUUUAAGGUUUUAACCGAAUGGACAAACUGUAUAAUAUUUGAUUCCAUUUUUCUCAGAAACCUACUCAUUUGUCCAGGAUUUCUUUUUUUUUUUUAAAUGGACUGAAAUGCCUCCUAGAUAAUGACAAAUUAGAAAUCAAAAUCACCUGAAUUACAUUUUGUAAUUACAUCUUGGGGUUCGAUGGCGUUUGUCUUCAUUUUUAAUGUACAACUAAUCAAACGAUUGUGGUUUCAGUCCGACAUGAUGCGACGUGCUGGUGACACACUCACACACAGUAUAUUUUCACGUUCCUGCCUUUCAGCAUUUAUCUUACAACAUAACAUUGGCAAUGUUUUCCAGUUUGGCACAAUGUAAUCUGUAAGCGCACCUCUCUAGUCUCUGAAGCCUCAUGCUGUAAAUUUUUUUACAUCCAUCUCCUUGAGCAAUGGUUCGACAAGCUUCCCGAUGAAACGCUACACACACACACACACACGAACACACACACACACGAACACACACACACACACACACACACACACACACACACACACACACACACACACACACACACACACACACACACACACACACACACACACACACACACACACACACACACACACACACACACACACACACACACCUGUCAAAGCAUUGCUUUGUGUUCAUACUAUGAAUUGUAAAUGUUGUUUAGUUGUCACCAUUGUAAAGACUUUUUGCAAUGUUGUUUUUCAAUGCGUACUAAUAUAUUAUGGUUAUUAUAUAUGAAUAUAUUUAAUGACACAAGACAUUGUGGAUUUUAUUGUCUUUAUCAACUUU